Messenger RNA from Clupea harengus (Atlantic herring), 2156 nucleotides. RefSeq names its product ribonuclease inhibitor-like. Lineage: Eukaryota; Metazoa; Chordata; Actinopteri; Clupeiformes; Clupeidae. Bases 143 to 1462 code for a protein of 439 amino acids. Gene Ontology annotation, molecular function: protein binding. The record is from RefSeq and is a predicted model, not a curated record. The transcript is spliced from 6 exons.
UGUCCCUUGUACGUCACUUUGGAUAAAAGUGUCUGCUAGAUGACUAAAUGUAAUGUAAAUGGAAUAUUUAACCUUUCAUUAUAAUGAUUUAUCAGGACACCUUCAGAAAGGUAUUGCUUUUUUGUAAUUCCAGAUUACUAUUAUGUCAUGUGUCACUAUGUUUUGCAGACUUGCUGAAUGCAAACUUACAGAUAAGUCCUGUGGAAUUGUGGCUACAGUUCUACAGUCACCAAACUCCCUGGCAGAGCUGGAUCUGUGUAACAAUGACCUGGGAGAUUCUGGAGUUCAACUUCUCUCUAAUGGAUUGUCUAGUCCCCACUGCAAACUGCAGACAUUAAGGCUCUGUAAUUGUCGGAUCUCAAAUGAAGGAUAUGUUUUUCUGGCACUCACACUGAUGUUAAACCCCUCCUGUGUGAAAGAACUGGAUGUGAGCAACAAUCAUCCUGGCGAAUCAGCACAGAAGCUGUUGACUUCUAGACUUGAGGAUCCUCAUCGUAAAGUUGAAGCACUUCAACUUGCUGAAUGUAAUCUCACAGAUAAGUCCUGUGGAAUUGUGGCUAUUGUUCUACAGUCACCAAACACCCUGACAGAGCUGGACCUGUGUAAGAAUGACCUGGGAGAUUCUGGAAUUCAGCUUCUUUCUAACGGACUGUCUAGUCCCCACUGCAAACUGCAGAUAUUAAGGCUCUCUGAUUGUCUCAUCUCAGAAAAGGGUUGUAUUUGUCUGGCUUCAGCUCUUUCUUCAAACCCCUCCCACCUAAAAGAGCUGGAUCUGAGCUACAAUUAUCCCGGAGAAUCAGGACUGAAGCUGUUAUCUGUUAGACUGGAGGAUCCUGACUGUAAACUGGAGACGCUUAAAACUGACCAUGCUUCUGAAAACAGAGCUCGACCACGUUUGCUGAGAUAUGCCUGUGAGCUCACACUGGACCCAAACACAGCAGGCAGACUUCUCUCUCUCUCUGAGGGGAACAGAAAGGUGACACGUGUGAGAGAGGAGCAGCCGUAUCCUGACCACCCAGAGAGAUUUGACUGGUGUAAUCAGGUGUUGUGUAGAGAGGGUCAGUCUGGACGCUGCUACUGGGAGGCUGAGUGGAGUGGGGAUAGGGCUGAGUGGAGUGGGGGUGGGGCUGAUAUAGCUGUGGCGUAUAAAAGCAUCCAGAGGAAAGAGGGAAGUGAUAACAGCAUACUGGGACAUAAUGACAAGUCCUGGAGUCUGCUCUGCUCUCCUAACAUUUACUCUGCCUGGCACAAUAAUGAAGACACUGACAUACCUGCCCCCUCCUCCCGCUCCAGCAGAGUAGGAGUGUACCUGGACUGGCUGGCCGGCACUCUGUCCUUCUACAGCGUCUCCUCUGACACACUCACCCACCUGCACACGUUCCACUCCACAUUCACUGAGCCCCUCUAUCCUGGGUUUGGGGUUAAUUAUGGGGGCUCAGUGUCCCUGUGCCAGAUCACAUGACCUCCCCAUGCUGCAGGAACACAGGAGUCACCCACUCCUGUUCAUACACAUGUGUGAUGCUGUGAUGUUAUGGAAAUAGUGAUAUGUGUAUUCUGUUUACACACCACUGCUUUGAUGUUACUAUGCAAAUGGUGAUAUUGCUUUUUUGUAUAUUUUGUCCAUUUUUCAGAAUUUAGUAUGUGGGUUACAAGAAUAGCAGCAACAACAUGAUGUAUUCUGCUCUCUUUAAGGUUUAGUUAUUUGCUGCAUCUGUCCCAAGCUAUUGUAGUGGCUGUGCAUAUUCAGCUGUUAGAUCAAGUUAUAUUAUCAGUCUGUUUGUUUCCUUUCUUUCUCUUUGUUUUUGUACAUUGAUACUCCAAACCCCCAGGUGAUGGUCGAAUAAAUUGCAAGCCACUGAAUUUUAGUCUCCAUGCUGCCUUUUUGUGCAUAAAGACCUUCAACAUGUAUCCCUUUAACAGUGUGUGUGUGUGAAUAUGAGAGGCAUAGUUAUUGUGUAAUGUGUGUGUGUGGUUCCUGUCCUCUGUGUAUCUGUUGUUCUGGAUAUGUAGACUGGUGAAAAUGAAGAGAAGUAAGACAGAACCUCACAGCAGUGAAGAGUGAUGUUCUGCACACUGGACAAUAAAAACAUGCUCUUUUUUCCUGAAAUAAAAUGUCUAAAUAAAUACAAUACAUUUGUUUGGAGAAUAUAACUUGG